Molecule: messenger RNA, 567 nt
Organism: Neohortaea acidophila
Lineage: Eukaryota; Fungi; Ascomycota; Dothideomycetes; Mycosphaerellales; Teratosphaeriaceae
Exons: 1
Coding region: 89-454 (121 amino acids)
Source: RefSeq, a predicted model, not a curated record
AUGCUCCUCACAACUGCCGUGUUGUGUCCUCGCGAAAGACAGAACAGCAAUUUGCGAUUAUGGAUUAGUAUCGACGCCCUCGAACAUCAUGCCGACACCAUACAAGCUUGGAACCGGCUACGUCAACGUACCUCCCUCUAUACCGGAACAUCAGCCUCCUUACCCAGGCAGCACAGGAAGCUUCUCUCUCCAAAAAGCUCCCGCCAACGAUUUUCGAAAGGACUCGGCUGACGUCGAACCAACGAAUUCCACACAAAUACGAUUCAGACAACCUCCUGAUCAAAGUCUACCUCCAGCGACCAGCAUUCCGAAACAUUGGGCGAUGAUCAAGGCGUCUCAAGGACUAAAAAGCACAUCAACCACGCAGUUCUGUGCUUUUCACAUGGUCACCAGUAUUCUGGGUACUACGCACUCUGUCGCCGUGAACCUGCGAGAGUUGUUGGCCAGCGUCUAAGGUGAUUCUUCAAUCCGCGACGCGGACGAUGACAGUCCAUGGCAGGAUAGAUAUGCGAGUGCAAAGCACGUCGGGGCAUUGGGUGAUUGCUGCCGUUAAUCGUGAGCUACAUG